CUGUACGUGGCAGGAGUAAUACCAGGUCCAGGCAAGCCAUCUUUAGAUGAAGUGAAUCGCUCCCUGAAACUGGUAGUUCAGGAAAUGAAGAGCUUCUGGUAUCCUGGAAUAUUCUACAGUCGAACAAGCAUGUAUCCACAGGGAAGGAUAUAUCGAGCGGCGCUAGUACCUGUCAUUUGCGAUAUGCUUGCAGCCCGCCAAGUCUCCGGAUUUUCGUCUGCUACAUCCACUUUCUUCUGCACGGCAUGUCUUCUUGCCAUCCAAGAAAUCGAAAACAUAGAUAUUGAUAGGUGGCCUAGACGGGAUGUAUUCGAACACCGACAUCAUGCACAAUGCUGGAGAGAUGCGGACACUUCUGCCGAGCGGCAGUCUGUUUUUGAAAAAAAUGGAAUCAGAUGGUCUGAACUUCUGGACCUUCCCUACUGGAACCCUUCGUUGUAUACCGUAGUGGAUGCUCCACACACUGGAUACCUGGGACUAUUUCAGCAUCAUUGCCGCACUGUUUGGGGUAUAAAUGUUGAGAUUGAAGGUGGGGACGGGACCGCGUUGAGACUAAAGAAUCCGAUACAUCGACCUGCUAAUUCAGUUAUGCGUCAUUGGCUGGAAGUUAUACGUCGCACAGAGGAUCCGGACCAGCUAAAGUCGGCUCUCAGCCAAAGGAAUUGCUACAAGAACGUUCUGUGGCAUAUCUGCAACGACAACGGCCUCAGGCAUCUCAAGGCGCUCAAGGAAGUCCACGAGUUUGACGAUGAAACCUACCGACGGUAUCAUCAAAAGUUUUUUGAAGGCCGGUCAAAGUUCAGAGCAUUGGUUGCCUACAAGAAAAUCUAUCUUAUUGCUCUGUGUGAUGAAUUAGGUCUUCCUGAGUACGGGAAAAAGGAAGAACUCGCAGCUCUGUUGAUUCAUUGGGUAGGUACCAGCUCCACCGUACAUCGCAACAAUUUGGCGGCAGUUGAGAAAAAUUUUGCCUCAGGGAAGAACCAAAGGCAUGUCUUAGGAAGGUCCAUCAUGGAGGCGGUUUACGAAGACAUGAAAAAAACUCGUCUACCUUUGUGGGUAUCUCGUGCGCCCAAGGACUGGGGUACUCCUUCCCGUGGCAAGCUCACAGCCGACCAGUGGAAGGUGAUAUGUACUGUGCACCUGGUCAUCACCCUCAUUCGCAUAUGGGGAACACCAAGUUCGCCUGAAUCUCUUCGUUUCUCCCGUAUGCUCACCAAUUUCUUGGAUAUGGUAAAAGCGGUUUCUAUCCUCAACCUACGAGUAACUUCGCACAUGCACAUUCAACGCUACAAUUUCUUCGCGAAACGAUACGUGGGCGUAAUGAAAACACUCUAUAAGGACGUUGCCGUCAAGCCUAUCCAUCAUAUGGCGCUUCAUGCCGGGGAGUUCCUACGAGUAUUUGGCCCGGUACAUGCCUAUAGAACCUUAGCUUUCGAGCGCUUAAAUCAUACUAUGCAACAGCAGAACACAAACAGCAAGUUUGGGGAACUCGAGAUGACAUUCCUGCGUUCUCUCUGUCGCAUCUCAAACGUGGCCGCCUUGGUCAGUCAUGAUGCAACUGUGACGAAUUUCGUGUCCAGAAUGCUCAAACGGCACAGGACAAACGUAGGUGAAGAUAGCCGAGGAACAUUGAGGGGCAGCCUACAAAGU
Messenger RNA from Desarmillaria tabescens, 1650 nucleotides. RefSeq lists its product as uncharacterized. Lineage: Eukaryota; Fungi; Basidiomycota; Agaricomycetes; Agaricales; Physalacriaceae. The record is from RefSeq and is a predicted model, not a curated record. The annotation marks the transcript as partial. The transcript has 4 exons.